Peronospora matthiolae is the source of this 537-nucleotide messenger RNA. NCBI's taxonomy places the organism in Eukaryota, Oomycota, Peronosporomycetes, Peronosporales, Peronosporaceae. The record is from the annotation of a GenBank genome assembly.
AUGCCGACCGCGAGUCAGCGAAAACUCAACAUCCGAAUAUUUAAUGGUACGGAACGUUACAAAGGUCUCGGGAGCGGUUUCUUUGACUGGGGUAGCACCUUUAUGCGCGCCGUGAGCCUUGCUGAGGCUUUGUGCGGUUUCUUGUGGACGGAGGACGUAAAGGUCGACCGCCUCGGCCACUCCUUGGCCGGUAGUGCGGAGCGCUACUAUCACAAACAGGUCGACACCUGGUGGGUGCAGCAGCCGAGACUCGAGCACGUGAUGGAUCAGCUGCAUCUGACGUUCAAGACGACAAUAACUGCGAGCCAGGCCAUGAAGCUGUUCAUGGAAAAGAAAGAAGCGCGACGCACCUGGGCCGAGCACUUCCAUUACGUGGUGGCCGUCAGCGAUGCCCGAGGUGGCACCGACUCGCUUGUGCUCGACAACAUCGUGCAUCACGUGUCGCCAGAUCUGAUGAAUGUCAUGCAGGCGAAGUACGACCCGACGCGACUCGACUACCUACGCCACGCUGAGGAGUUGGCGCACUUUGCGCAGUAG